Messenger RNA from Capsaspora owczarzaki ATCC 30864, 2343 nucleotides. RefSeq names its product FolC. Lineage: Eukaryota; Filasterea; Ministeriida; Capsasporidae. Gene Ontology annotation, cellular component: cytoplasm; cytosol; mitochondrion. The transcript has a single exon. Gene Ontology annotation, biological process: folic acid-containing compound biosynthetic process. The record is from RefSeq and is a predicted model, not a curated record. Gene Ontology annotation, molecular function: ATP binding; tetrahydrofolylpolyglutamate synthase activity; dihydrofolate synthase activity. Bases 50 to 2218 code for a protein of 722 amino acids.
CCCAGUCGUCUUCCGCUUUUGCCUACCGUCUCUGCUGCGAAUCCAAACCAUGCUGCGCUGCUGUGCUGCCAUUGUGGCGCGCCCAGCAUUGCGUCAGCACGCACAACGCGACUUGCACCAUCCGACACUGAGUGCCACUCUGCACAGCGACGACGCGCCAACGCACCGCCCGUCCACGCGGAUGCUGAGCUCGCGGCUGCUGCUUCCCGCCAAGAAGCUGCUGGUUCCCGCCAAGAAGCCGCUCAGCCGGCAGUCGACCGCCACCGCCGCGACGCCGCAGCGCGCGUUCUCAUCGCAUCACCAAGCCACUGAGCACUUUCCGACAAGACCGGGCGGUCUGCUGGGCGGAGAGCCGCUCGCUCGUUCCGCGACCUCUGCCUCGUCGUCGUCCACAUUGUCGCCUUUUUACAAUGGCUCUGCACAAAUGCUUCCGACCAGGGUCCAAUCUCAUGCAAUGUUCAACACGUUCGUGCAAGCACCAAGUCCGAUCUACGCCACUCCGGCGCGACAUGCGUCGUCCAAGCCUGAAAUUUCAAUGUCUGGCAAGGCGUACGCGCGGUUGGUGCGAUUUGUCCAAGAGCACGCAGACCGCCUGCCAUUGCUACUGCCGCCAGUCAUUCAUGUAGCAGGCACAAACGGAAAGGGCAUGGUGUGUGCCAUGACCGAAAGCACGCUGCGGGUAUCCGGGCUGACCACGGGCUUGUUUGUGUCCCCGCCGCUGGUGCAUGACCGGGAUUCAAUUCGCAUCAACAACCGGCCGGUGUCGGAAGAGCUCCUUGAAGAGUCGCGUGCGUGGGUUUUGGCACGGCUGGAGGAUUUCCAAAAGCGCCCCACCCCGUAUGCACGCUUCGCCUUCCCCAACGAGAAGGACCGCUUUUUGACCGAGUUUGAGGUGCUGACGCUGGUUGCCUUCCGCAUAUUCAUUGCAAGCAAGGUCGAUGUGGCAGUGAUUGAAUGCGGCAUGGGUGGCAUGCACGAUGCGACCAACUUGAUCCGGUCAAGUGCCGUUAGCGUCGUUACCUCGGUCUCACUCGAGCACAGCCAAUUUCUUGGGGGCGCCGUGACGCAAAUCGCCCAGAACAAGAGUGCCAUUGCUCGAUCUUUCAAGCCUACAGUCGUUGGCCCCAUGCAUGAUCUCGAAGUGGUCCGUACGAUCGCCACCUCCUUGAUAUACCAAAGCUCCUGUCCGGUUUGGUCUGAGCCGGCCGAGCUGGUCUCGCCCGAUGCCCACAUCACCGCAUCUCCUGCCUCCGAUGCUGCACGCCAACUCGCACAGUCCAAUUCAAAGUCCGAAACACCCAGCACGCGUCAGUUGUACCGCGCCCGCUACGCUGGGAUUGAAUUUCAACUGCCCAGUCCCAGCCCAACAACGCUUAUUAAUGCUGGCAUUGCUGUCGAUGUGAUUCGGUCGGCCCGCAUCUCCCACCCUACAUUCUACCACAUUCGUGAUGAACACAUUGCGCAAGGACUGGCGCAGUUUUAUUGGCCGGGCCGAAUGCAGUGGACUCGGUUUACGUUCGACUCCUCGUCCUCCUCCUCUUCUUCUUCCUCUUCCUCCUCCUCGACCAAAGCUGAUGCAGCCAACACGGCCAAGCAACCCGCGGAAACGAAGACGAAAACGAAAAAAGAGAGUCUGCCGUCCAAUAGCGGCGGGAAAAUUGACAUGCCAGUCCUCCUUGAUGGAGCGCACAACCCGGCCGCGUUUGUUGAGCUUCGGAGAUUUGUCGACGCCGAGCAGCAGGCGUGGGUGGAUGCCAAUCCCAAGCUCCCGCCUCGGCCUAUCGUGUGGAUUCUGGCGGUGACGCAGUCAAAGGACGUGGCAGAGAUUGGUCGAGCCUUGCUCGCCGUGCCCGAGAGUGAGGCCGCAGCGGGUCGCAGUCCAUCGCCCAAGCCAACACAAAAUGAAACGAUUGUCUGCGUCCCUCAUACGCCUCCCAAGUCCAUGCCGUGGCUGUCGUGCAUCCAGCCAACGGACCUUGCUGAGCAACUCCAGGGGUUUUCCUCACCCAGGAUCAAGGUGCGAUCAGAGGCCAGCUUGUUUGCUGCACUUCAGAGCACAUACGCAGCCAUGACUUCUGAGACCACGGAUGGACCAGCACCGCUGGUGGUUGUGUGUGGUUCGCUGUAUCUGGUUCGCACGUUCUACCUCUUGCAGCGCAGCGGCAAUUCCAGUCCCGAGUUUUUGGCAUCGACCACCGGUGCUGAUUAUGUCGAAUAGUGCGGGGGCGAGGGCGUGCCACGGCGUCUAGCAAAAACGCCAGCAAACACACCAAAAUGCGGUCUUGCUGUUGGGCGAUCUGCGUUUUCGUUGUUGUUGUUUCAAUCGAGAUGAAGCAAGUCAAC